Periophthalmus magnuspinnatus is the source of this 7299-nucleotide messenger RNA. RefSeq names its product collagen alpha-1(XVIII) chain-like. The coding region runs from base 77 to 3736 and encodes 1219 amino acids. The transcript has 44 exons. NCBI's taxonomy places the organism in Eukaryota, Metazoa, Chordata, Actinopteri, Gobiiformes, Gobiidae. The record is from RefSeq and is a predicted model, not a curated record.
ACUUUCCUACACAGCAGCAGUGUGGACUCUACCUCCUCCUCAUGAUCUGGACUUUGGGGAUCUAAACUGGUCCAAGAUGACUUCACGAAUCGCUCCCUGGUUUCUGGUUCUAUUCCUCCUCCACUCGGGACGGUCCCUAUUGCAGUAUGAUGACAUGACCUCCUAUCAUCAGUUGGACCUGACAGAGCUCAUUGGAGUCCCAUUGCCCCCCUCCGUGUCCUUUGUGACUGGUUUUGAGGGGUAUCCCGCCUACAGUUUUGGACCCGGUGCCAACGUGGGCAGACUCACCAAAUCCUUCAUCCCGGAUCCAUUUUACUACAACUUCGCCAUCACCGUCACCGCCAAACCAACCACGAGAGCGGGAGGAGUGCUGUUCGCGAUCACAAAUGCUUAUCAGAAAGUGGUGCAGCUGGGCAUCUCUCUGUCUGAGGUGGAGGAUGGUGCUCAGAGGGUGGUGCUGUUCUACACCGACUCCCGCUCCAGUACGACUCAGGAGGCUGCGUCCUUUAAGAUGGGGGAUAUGACGGGCCGCUGGGCACGCUUCACCAUCACCGUACAGGGAGCACAGGUGCGGUUGUUCAUGGACUGUGAGGAAUACCAUCGCGUGGACUUUUUACGGAGCGAUCAGCCACUCACGUUUGAGGCCAGCUCUGGGAUCUUUGUCGGGAAUGCCGGAGGGACUGGUCUGCCCAGAUUUGUAGGAUCCAUCCAACAGUUACUCCUCAAGUCUGAUCCCACGGCCCCAGACGACCAGUGUGAGGAGGACGACCCUUAUGCGUCUGGUUUUGGCAGCGGAGACGACUCUUACGACGAUUUGGAGGGAACAGACGAAGUGAAGAAGACUGUAGAAGAGAGAGAAUACACAGAGUCCUUCCCAGAUCUAGAGGCCCACAGCACACCUGUCCCAGCUCCUCCCACUGAGAUGUCUAGAGGAGAGGACGACGAAGACACGUUUAUAGAGGGGACAUCAGGACAGGAGCAGGACAUUACACACAGCACAGUUUCACCUCAGAGAACCCCUCCAGCCCCCACCCCAAACACUUUGGUGCAGACUUCCACAUCUCCACGACUAAAAGGGGAGAGAGGAGACCAAGGCCCCCCUGGACCCCCAGGACCCCCUGGACUCCCGGGACCCUCCUCAGAUGGGUUGGGUUCUGGAGCCAGUCCUGGACCUAGAGGACCACAGGGGCCAGAGGGAGUCCCAGGACCCACCGGAGCACCAGGGAGAGAUGGACUGCCUGGAAGUAAAGGAGAAAAUGGUCACGUGGGACCAGAGGGACAUCCAGGAUUCCCAGGGCUGCAGGGAGAGCCCGGGCUUAAAGGGGAAAAGGGAGAUCCAGGGGUGGGAUUGCCUGGUCCACCGGGGCCUCCUGGACCUUCAGGACGAGCGACGUUUGGGGAGGGCUCAGGAUUUGAUGACUUUGACACUGAUGCCGAGAUUGUGCGAGGCCCUCCAGGACCCCCCGGUCUCCCAGGACAGCCUGGACCUCCGGGUCCCUCCUCGGACACUCUGGUGCCUGGACCUCCAGGCAGAGAUGGAGAGAAGGGAGAACCAGGACUGCCUGGAUCGGACGGUAAAGAUGGUGAACCAGGAUCUGCUGGAGAGAAGGGAGACAAGGGUGAGCCAGGUUUAAUUGGGCAGCCGGGACCAAAGGGAGAGCAGGGCCCUGCAGGCUUCCCCGGUACCCCAGGAUCAGAGGGUGCUGAGGGGCAGCCAGGUCCCAGAGGUCCCCCUGGCCCACCCGGACCUCCAGGACCUCCAGGACGGGGAUAUCCACUGGACUUUGAGGACAUGGAGGAAGAGGUGCAAAGUGGGUUUGGACCGACGCUGGCCAGAAGUCCACAGGGUCAGGCUGGCAUCCCUGGACCUCCUGGACCGAGGGGAAAUGAUGGUGCAGAUGGUGCUCCGGGAAAACCAGGUUCAAAGGGAGAGCCAGGUGUUAUUGGAAGACCAGGAUUCCCAGGACUGGAGGGAGAAAAGGGGGAACAGGGGCCCAGAGGGGACAAAGGUGAUCCAGGACAAAAGGGAGAGGCAGGACGUGAUGCAGUGGGUUUACCCGGACCACCAGGACCUCCUGGAGCUCCAGGUCAAAUCAUCAACAUCCAAGAAUUUCUGAAUGACACAGACGGUGCCUUCAAUUUCUCAGGGAUUUUGGACACUCUUGGAUCAACUGGGCCACAGGGGCCAAAAGGUGACAUGGGGUUACCAGGGGUUCAAGGCCCUCCAGGACUUAAGGGUGAUCGAGGAGAACCAGGGUUUAUCAUGGCUGCCAAUGGGACCAUGAUUUCAGCUGUUGCAGGACCAAUGGGACCUCAAGGAGCAAAGGGAGAUAUUGGUGUAAAUGGACCACCCGGACCACAAGGACCUAUUGGACCACCAGGACUAAAGGGAGAGUUUGGUUUCCCAGGACGACCUGGUCGCCCAGGACUGAAUGGACAGAAAGGAGACAGAGGAGACUCUAUUGGGCAGCCAGGACCCCCCGGCCCUCCAGGUCCACCAGGCCGACCAGGGAUGUUCAACUGCCCCAAAGGAACAGUGUUCCCCAUCCCUCCCAGACCCCACUGCAAAAUGCCUCUUAAUCCAGACGGGACAAUAGCAGCAGGUAAUUGUAAAAAUGGAACAAAAGGAGAAAAGGGAGAGAGAGGACCUCCUGGAUUGCCUUCACCAGACUUCUUCACGAGAGGCUGGGGCAAUGAUGGUCGUAAAGGAGAAAAAGGCGACAAAGGAGAGUCUGGGAUCAAGGGACAUCCUGGUUUUCCAGGGCAACCUGGGCCUGUGGGUCCUAAAGGAGACUCUCUGAUGGGACCCCCAGGACCUCCUGGAGCCCCUGGUUCCCCUGGAUAUGGCCGACCUGGACCCCCCGGCCCCCCUGGACCCCCGGGACCCACCACCAGCUCCAGAUAUGGAACAGUGAGCAUUGCGGGGCCCCCAGGACCUCCUGGACCUCCAGGACCACCAGGACAAGGAGCAUCUAUGAAGGUGUUUUCGAGUCGUGAGACUAUGAUGCAGCACACUUUCAGAGACGCAGAGGGGACCAUGGCCUUUGUGUCCACCACUGCCAGUCUUUAUAUCAAAGUGUCUCAGGGAUGGAAGGAGAUACAGCUUGGCAGUCUGAUCUACCUCUCAAACAACAUCAUUCCACAAGAUGAGCCGAGUAACGCAGUGGCGUAUCAGAUACGGGGACCCACGAUGGAGCGAGUACGGUCAACUAAAGACAGAUUGAACCUGGUGGCUCUAAACCAGCCUCACUCAGGCCUGAUGUUGGGUUUGGACUCUGCAGACAAGUUGUGCUAUGACCAGGCCAAAGCCAUGGGCCUUUCUCCAAACUACAGAGCCUUUAUCUCCUCACACAGACACGAUCUGCUCCAUGUGGUCUACCCCGGGUUCAGGGACAGGCUCCCCAUCACCAACCUCAGGGGAGAUAUUUUAUUCAGAAGUUGGAGGUCCAUAUUCAGCGGUGACGGAGCUCCGAUCAACACCAGGAUACCCAUCUACUCCUUUGACGGACGGGACGUUUUAGCUGACCCCUUCUGGCCUCAGAAGCACAUAUGGCACGGCUCGACCAGUAGGGGGUAUCGUGUCCUGGACAAAUACUGCGAGAACUGGGGCGUGGAUCAUGUCUCCGUGAUGGGGCAGUCCUCCAGUCUCUCCUCGGGUCUCCUACUGGGACAACAGACACGGAGCUGCUCCAACCAAUACAUAGUGCUUUGUAUAGAGACUCACAAGACACAUUAAAACCCAAACAUAGUGCUUUGUAGGGAUGCACCGAUGCAGCUUUUCCCGCACCAAUACUGAUUUAUUUCCUUUAACAUUAAAUGAAAUAAGACAACACUGAUCCAGAUGUGUUAUGUAGCAGUUAUUUAUCUCUCAAGUAACUACACAACAGCUUUGUAUGCAAAAGUUCAAACAUUAUGAGACUUUCUGGGCCAAAUUGGUGCAUCCCUAAUAAAAACCAAUGCAUAGUGCUUUGUAUAAAGACUCACACGGCCCAUUAAAACCAAUGUGACCCACCACUCCACUGAAGCACCCCCUAGAGCCAGACGACCCAAACUACAACACAAAAACUCAGAAAAAUAUCAAAAACUGUUGUUGGAAAUGGAUGUUACUGUUCAAGAUGAAUGUUUAUUUAUUUCAGCCUCGCACUGUGUAACUUUUCUGGUGGAUGUUCUACCAUCUGCUUGCGUCCUAGAUGUUAAUGAUAAGUUGGGACUGUUUCACAGUAUGGCAUUACCAGUCUAGUAUUUAUUCAGCUAUAGGGGUGAAUGCACUGAAAAGCAUGUGUUGUUACUUUGUGUGGGGUUGACUCUCCACAGAUCAGACCUGUAACUUGACGUUCUGGUGUUAACUGCUUAUCUCUAUGUAUAGGUUUAAUGUCAUAAUGUGGAACAUCCCGGGUGAAACAAUUACAUCUUUAUGGAAAAAAUCAGGCGGCGGACUCUUCACCAGGAGUGUUACAUAGUGUCCCUUUAACAAAGAGUGGUCUCGUUACACUUUGCCAUGACAACACAAAAGCCAAAAUAUUCAAGAAAAGGUGCUAGUUGUUAUAAAUAUAUUGUAAAUUAUUUCUUUAGGGUAAACUUUAUAUACAGAUGGCCAACUUUUGAACCAUGCAGUUACGUGUAUAUGUUGUAUAAUUUCUGUUUUACUAUGUGAACAGUUUAACUAUAACAUUUGUUCUCUGAGUCCUUUUCUCUUCAUUGAUAGUGGGUCUGAUGGAGGAAAAUAGACAAUAUAAUAUAUAUUCAAAAGCUCAGAAAUAAGAGUUAUUUGAAUGCAUUUGUGUUAAACUCAUUUUUCUAUCUGGCAACCAAAGAUGGCGGAAUAAGUCCAGUGACGUGCGGUGAGGUUCAUGGCUGGUGAGGCACCGAUGUCAUCACAGUUAGAUUUACAAACAUGUAAACCAGGUGUCGGCAAGUAAAUUUGGCCCCCGGACCAAUUUCUCUCCCAGUAAAUGACUUUAGGCCAGAAUAAAAAAGAAUAUCAAAAUAAAAGUUCCAAAGUCCAUAUGAAAUAGCUCUAAUAGUAUGAAAUAAAAAGCAAGCUAGUUUUGUAUUGCCAGCCUUUUUGUGUGUAGCUCUGUUUGAAAAGAGCGAGUCCUGUUUGUCUGGAACAAACCCUUUAGCUCCGGUGUUGCUCUUCCUGUAAUUGUAACCUCCUACUUGGACCGAAAGUCCAGUUUAGAAAACAGCUUGAGCUUUAAUAUAUAAUCUUCUUCCAUUUAAAAAGUAGGGCAAGACAAGAAGAAAACAGUGAACUGAUUGCUAAACUUGACUUGCUAACUCUAAAUUGCAGCUUGUUGUCAUUAUUCUGCUGCUCCAGGGUUUGCAAGAAUCCCUGGGCUCAUGAGCGCCCCCUGCCAUGAGGCCAGGUGACUACGUGCCUCACCCGGUGCCUUUUCACAGUCACUUAAAGCAGCAGCUGUCACUGCUGAGCCCAGCACAGUCAGUCCAGGUGAGGCACGAACGGCUGGCGCCUCUCCGCACGUCUGUUCUUAGUAUUUGAACGAUAAAAGUAAAAAUUCUGUGAUUUUGAAUUUAAAAAAUUGAAAAUAACUUUAUAGUACAAAUCAUUGAAUAAAUAUCACCAUUUCAUUUAUUUUUUCUCUGUGAUGAGCCUCACCUGACUCCCCUGACUCCAUGUCACUGAAUAAGUAUAUGUUGCAACUGAAUAUGAAACUGUUAUAAAUUCCUAAAAAUAUUUUUGGUAUAAGUAAGUACAUAUACUUGUCUUUUUCAUCUUUAUGUGCAGUUAAGUAAUUUAGUUUUAAAGAUGUCUUAUGUGACUUUUUUGUUGAAGUCUUUUGUUGAGUCUGACAGAUGCCGUUGUUUUGCCAAACCCUAACCCUAAAGUGAUAACACAGUACGGCAUUAUUUUAAUCUGCAUUAAACUUAUCCAGAGCCUUGAAUACAAGCAGGUAAGCUCUGUGGAGAGGCGACGCCACUUCACAGUUUGUUUCAACAAAUUUUUUACCAAUAAACACCUGUAAUAAUAAUGCAAGAGAGAUAUGUUUAAUGCUAUACUGUGGAACAACCCAGGCAUAACAAAGCAUUUCCAUGGAGAUAAGCAAGAGACCCAUCCCUACCAGAAAAGUCACAUAGUGCACCUUUAAAAGUGUCAUUUUUACCUAAAUGGUAAAUCCCUUGUUAAACAGAUAUGGCACAUAUUGUAAACAGGUGGAGGUUGGUAAAAACUGUAGCAACACUAAUAAUUGGUCACAAAAAACUCAAAAUUAUUAUAAAAACAUGUUAAUUUUCAUUCAACUUUAAUUUUAUUUUUAAGAAAAAUCCCCCACCUAAUGUUUUCCAGGGCAUUCUGACAACAGGCAUUUAGGCUUUGAGCUUUUUUUUGUAUGUUUGUGUUUACAGGUUGUCAUGGACUUUUGAUAUCGUAACAUAUUUAACUAAAUCAGGGUCAAAACUUCACUAGAAUCCAUUCAAUAACAAGCAGUUCUUCAACAGUGAAAGAAUAUGAGGGCUAAUAUGAAAAAAGACACUGAUACAGACACCAAUCUUUAAUAUAGAAAUACAUCCAAACUCCUCUGUAUGGGGAAGUUUACCUUGGAAUAAAGAUGCUAUUCUAUAUUAUAUAAUCGCCAAACUACUAAACCAGGGCAUAUGCAGGAAGACUGAAGGUUAAUUUUAUACAUUUUAAAGACCAUUUUCAAGACACUAACAAAAAAUUUAAUUAAAUUAAAAAAUUCAUCAUCUUUUGAAUGGUGAAAAGUCCUAAAAAUGGCUCCUAUAAACAGGAAAUUGAUACCCAAUAUAACAACUGCUAAUAUUUUUAAAACCCCACAGACAACCUGAAAACACUGGUCUAAAAAUAAAAUUAAAAAAACAAAAAAAACCUGCAGAAAUCUUUUUAAAAAAAAUCAGUAUUUUUACAUAAAGAUCAAUAUUUUUUUUCUAAAUUUUGUAAGAUUUAUAUUUUGGUAUGUUCCACCAUCACUAUAGUCUCCACCGCAGUCACCCUAACAUGCACUGUACAUUGUGUUAUAGUUUCAUUUCAGAUCCACAAUUCUGCAGCUCUUUGACUCCAUAGGUUUUUAUUUAAUUUAAUUUUUCAAAACUUAUUUAAGCUGUCACAGCACAUAAGUCAAAUUAAGAAUGUAAUUUAUGUUUUGUUUUUUGUCUGUUUUUGUACAUUGUGUCGUAUGUUUGAAUAUUUUUGCCAUGAAAGUUCAAAAUUUGUGAGUAAAUUAUGUUAAAAAAAAUCAAGUUUCAAAGAGACCAAAUGGAAAGUGAAAAUUGUGUAAAGAGAUUGGUGCUUUGUUGAAUAAAGUUUGUUCUUUUCAUAAA